UGCAAAGUGUUGACUGCUCUGUGGCAGGACCACAGCGCUGCCCCCCGGGCUGCGAGGCUUUAAGGCUUGCGCCCGGCUGUUGCUUUUUAUAAACGGCCUCUCUCGCUGCUCAAGUUGUCGCCGUCUCGGGUUUCCUCGGCGGAAGAUGGCGGCUCUGUGCGGCACGCUGCUGAGGGGCAGCCGGGGCGUCUUUAGCCCCUGGAGGCAGAACUGCAGCUGUUUCCUCUCCACUAGCGCUCAACGGUACACCAAGUUCUACGAUGACGCUGAGGCUGCUGUGAAAGACAUUCCAGAUGGUUCUACACUACUGGUUGGAGGCUUUGGGCUGUGCGGCAUCCCAGAGAACCUCAUCAAGGCUCUGCUGAAGACUGGUGUCAAGGGGAUCACAGCCGUCAGCAACAAUGCAGGAGUGGAUAACUUUGGCCUGGGGCUUAUGCUGCAGACCAAGCAGAUCAAGAGGAUGGUGGCGUCCUACGUGGGUGAGAACGCGGAGUUUGAGCGCCAGUACCUCAGUGGGGAGCUCGAGGUUGAGCUGACGCCACAGGGAACUUUGGCCGAGAGAAUCCGGGCUGGAGGGGCAGGUAUCCCUGCGUUCUUUACUCCGACAGCGUACGGCACGCUUAUUGAAGAAGGUGGCGCCCCCAUUAAGUACAACAAGGAUGGCAGCGUCUGCAUAGCGAGUGAGCCCAGAGAGGUGCGGGAGUUUAAUGGCCGACACUGCAUCAUGGAGAAGGGAAUCACUGGCGAUUUUGCCCUCAUUAAGGCUUGGAAGGCGGAUCGAGCUGGGAAUGUCGUUUUCAGGAAGACAGCACGCAACUUCAAUCAGACCAUGUGUAAAGCUGCCAAAGUGACAGUGGUGGAGGUGGAGGAGAUCGUCGACACGGGAACCUUUGCCCCUGAGGAUGUGCAUAUACCCAGUAUUUACGUUCAGAGGGUCGUGAAGGGGCAGCAGUACGAGAAGCGCAUCGAGAGACUCACGCUCCGGAAGCCUGGCGACACCAAGCCCAAAGCCAAGACGGAAGCCGACAUCGUGAGGGAGCGCAUCAUCCGCAGAGCGGCGCUGGAGUUCAAGGACGGCAUGUAUGCGAACCUGGGCAUUGGGAUGCCAAUGUUGGCCAGUAACUUCAUCCAAAAGGACAUCACGGUGCACCUGCAGAGCGAGAACGGCGUCCUGGGGCUGGGUCCAUAUCCGCUGGAGGGAGAGCAGGACGCAGACCUGAUUAACGCAGGUAAAGAAACGGUGACGGUGUUACCUGGGGCGUCCUUCUUCUCCAGUGACGAGUCAUUCGCCAUGAUCCGUGGGGGUCAUGUGAAUAUGACAAUGCUUGGCGGGAUGCAGGUAUCCAAGUACGGUGAUCUGGCCAACUGGAUGAUUCCGGGGAAGAUGGUGAAGGGAAUGGGUGGGGCGAUGGAUCUGGUGGCCAGCGCUGACACCAAGGUGGUGGUUACCAUGGAGCACACUGCAAAGGGUGGAGUGCACAAGAUCCUGGACAAGUGUACGUUACCCCUCACUGGCAAACGCUGCGUCGACCGCAUCAUCACAGAGAAGGCUGUCUUCGAUGUUUGCAAGGAGACGGGAUUGACGCUGAUUGAAAUGUUUGAGGGUAUGACAGUGGACGAAAUCCGGAAGUGCACUGGGUGUGAUUUCAGUGUCUCGCCAAACCUCCGGCCUAUGCCCCAGGUGGCAGUGUGACAGGCCCCUGGCUGAUGGGGACAAGGCUUCACCCAGGAUGACGGGGAAUCGUUCGGAUCCCUGCGGAAUGACGGCUUUACAUUUAACAAGUUUUAUUUUGAUAUUAGUGUUCAUCCCUUAGUUGCAGAUAAUUGCGUGUUCUCUGCUCUCUGGGGGGGGGUGAGGG
This is a messenger RNA of Mobula hypostoma (lesser devil ray), 1859 nucleotides long. RefSeq names its product succinyl-CoA:3-ketoacid coenzyme A transferase 1, mitochondrial-like. Gene Ontology annotation, biological process: ketone body catabolic process. Bases 146 to 1693 code for a protein of 515 amino acids. Lineage: Eukaryota; Metazoa; Chordata; Chondrichthyes; Myliobatiformes; Myliobatidae. The record is from RefSeq and is a predicted model, not a curated record. The transcript has 17 exons. Gene Ontology annotation, cellular component: mitochondrion. Gene Ontology annotation, molecular function: succinyl-CoA:3-oxo-acid CoA-transferase activity.